Haliaeetus leucocephalus (bald eagle) is the source of this 2742-nucleotide messenger RNA. It is a transcript of the gene MLXIPL, whose product is annotated as MLX interacting protein-like. Gene Ontology annotation, biological process: regulation of transcription by RNA polymerase II. Gene Ontology annotation, cellular component: nucleus. The record is from RefSeq and is a predicted model, not a curated record. Gene Ontology annotation, molecular function: RNA polymerase II cis-regulatory region sequence-specific DNA binding; protein dimerization activity; DNA-binding transcription factor activity, RNA polymerase II-specific. NCBI's taxonomy places the organism in Eukaryota, Metazoa, Chordata, Aves, Accipitriformes, Accipitridae. Bases 1 to 2742 code for a protein of 913 amino acids. The transcript is spliced from 16 exons.
AUGGCAGGAGCUCAGGGGGGGCUCCCGGGUCCCUUCCCAGAGCCCCCAGUUGGGCCAUGCCCCGUCUCCGACUCCGACUCGGACUCCGAGGACACGGCUGUGGGUGGCACAGCACCCGGUGCUGGGGCGCAGAACCCGUCCCAGGUCAUCCACAGUGGCCACUUCAUGGUGUCGUCCCCGCACAGCGACUCACUGCCCCGCCGGCGCCACCACCGCACCGAGCCUGAGCUGGCUGAUCCCCGGAGCAUUGACCCGACCCUCACCCGGCUCUUCGAGUGCAUGAGCCUGGAGUACAGUGGGAAGCUGGUGUCUCCAAAGUGGAAGAAUUUCAAGGGGCUGCGGCUGCUUUGCCGGGACAAAAUUCGUCUCAACAACGCUAUCUGGAGAGCAUGGUACAUCCAGUAUGUGGAGCGGAGGAAGAACCCUGUGUGUGGCUUCAUCACCCCGCUGGAGGGGUCAGAGGCUGAUGAGCACCGAAAACCAGAGGCUGUCGUGCUGGAGGGCAACUACUGGAAACGCCGCAUCGAGGUGGUGAUGAGGGAGUACCACAAGUGGAGGAUCUACUACAAGAAGCGGCUCCGAAAGUCCACCCGGGAGGGAGAGCUCUCCAGUCCAAAGCGGGAUGAGGAUGUCUGGAGGCCAACAGAGAAAUGGUGCAACCAGCUAUUCUGCAACGUGGUGCCCAUGCUGCUUGGGGAUGAGGAAGAGGAGCCAGGGGGUAGGCAGCACUUCGACUUGGACACCUUCCUCUCGGAUAUUUCUGACACCCUCUUCACCAUGACACAGACACCCAGCACCCACCAGGCACUUCCUGAGGAUGCAUAUGUUGGGAAUGCUGACAUGAUACAGCCGGACUUGGCACCCCUGCAGCCCAGCCUGGAUGAUAUGGAGAUCUCAGAUAUCUUCACCAGCCACCGGCCACUGCCAUCACAGACGCAACCGGGCUACCAGGAGCCGCCCUGCUUUGUGCCCAUGGCUGAGCCCCUGUUCAGCGGUGGGGGGUCCCUGAUGGGUGCUCGGGGGCUGCCUGCAAGCCCUGAGGCCCCGCUCCUGCCCAGCACCCUCCUCCAGGUGAGCAGGAUCCUGGCCCGUGGCCUGUGGCUGCCGGUGCCCCAGGCAUCCCCCCUGACCCUCCUGUGUCUCCUGCAGCCCGGUGGUGCCUCCCAGCUUGGCCUCCAAGGUGCCUUCCUGGGCCCCGAGCUCCCCUUGGCUCCCCUGCCUCCUGAGCCACCCACCGCAGCGCCCGGCAGCCUCAGCCCCCAGCUCCAACACAAGCCCCUGCUGCAGUAUGGCCUCCCUGGCAAGUGCCUUGGCCUGGAGCCACCAGGACCCCACUACGCCCCCCCCGUCCCAUCCCCCGGGGCGCCGCUGCUGGGCCCGGACCCCCCAUUCUCCCCCGCCUCGGCCCCCCGCUCCAAGUUCCCCUACGCCAGCUCUACUGGCCCCUCGCUCCUGGCCCACCCCGCCUCCCCACUCUCGGCACCCUGCUUCGCUGCCCACGCCCCGGGGCUGGGUUAUGCAGCAGGCAUGGUGCCCCUGGGGUACCCCGGCCCGGCCACCCCCCAGGUCCUGCCCCCCGCCCUGCUGGGCGACCCCAGGUUUGUCCCCCCCAAGGGGCUGCCCCAGGGCAGGGGUGGGCGGCCGAAGGCGAAGCCCAGCAGCACGAAGGCAAAGAGGAUGCCGGGACCCUCCGCGCCACCCCACCUGGCUGUGCCCAGCGCCUGCCUGAGCCAGCUGCUGACCACAGCCAAGCAGGAGCUGGCCCUGGAUGCCCCAUGCCCGAUGGGUGCAGGUUUCAUGCCCACAUCCCCUGUCUCUCUGCAGCAGAGCACUGCCCCCGAAGUCCGUGCCACCUUCCUCUCCAGAAUGGCCCAAGCGAGCCCAGGACUGGCUCCUGGCUCCAGCCCUUCCCAAGCGGUGCCAGUGCCGGUGCCACUGGCGGGCACCCAGCCGGGCCCACCGCUAGUCCCCAAGGUGGAGCAGCUGUCCCCCACGUCGGCUUGCGGCAGUGACUGGCCCAAGCCUGGCCAGGCUUCCCCAGGAUCCACUGUAGGGCUGGGCACUGGCAUCUCCCUGCACCACCCUGUGUCCUGUCGGGGCAGGCCUGAGUCCAGCAAGAUGGAGAGCCGCCGCAUCACACACAUCUCUGCCGAGCAGAAGAGACGUUUCAACAUCAAGCUGGGCUUCAACACGCUGCACAGCCUGGUGAGCACGCUGAGCGCCCAGCCCAGCAUCAAGGUCAGCAAGGCCACCACCUUGCAGAAGACAGCUGAGUACAUUUGCAAGCUGCAGCAGGAGCGGGCGGCCCUGCAGGACGAGGCACAGCGGCUGCGGGAGCAGAUCGAGGAGCUGAACAGCUCCAUCAACCUGUGCCAGGAGCAGCUGCCAGCCACAGGGGUGCCCAUCACACGCCAGCGCUUCGAUCAGAUGCGCAGCAUGUUCAAUGAGUAUGUCCGCUCCUCCACACUGCAGAACUGGAAGUUCUGGAUCUUCAGUAUCAUCAUCCGGCCCCUCUUCGAGUCUUUCAAUGGCAUGGUCUCCACAGCCAGCAUGGAGAGCCUCACCCAGACAUCUCUUGCAUGGCUGGACCAGCACUGCUCCCUCCCAGCGCUUCGGCCAACCGUCCUGAGCUCCCUCCGCCAGCUGAGCAUUUCGACCUCCAUCCUCAGUGACCCGGCCUGCGUCCCCGAGCAGGCGACACGGGCAGUGGCGGAGAUGGGCCGCGACGGUGGCUCCUCCUAG